AGUGAUAUCUGAAGUAAAACUUCGGCUUGCGGGCGUUUGACAUUUAUUAUUUAUUAUUUCAAACUUCUGGGAGAAUGUGCUCGUCUUUGAAGCCGGGGCAUACACUACUCUAGGCGAAGAAGGACGGUUCACUCAGCUACUUAAUCUGCCUGGCUACCUCAUCAACACUAGAACUGAAACAGUCCUCUGAAGUGGAGUCAGACAUUCCCUCCAUAAACCAGAGUCCCUAACGUCACUCAUCCAUUCCUCCGGAGUCUUCGUAGGGAUACCGAUUUUGACAUCGCCACGGAUUUCCGGGUGCUGUGAAAGCCCAGUUGCCUUCUGUGGACUUCUGGGUGCUCUGUCGCCAUGGCUACCAACAGGGAACAGCAGGUGGGUCAUAUGACUGGCUUCCCACCUGCUGUCUACCCCUUUGCCUUCAACUCUAAAGCCACUCUCCUUUUGACCUGCUAGCCAACAGCAGCCUUUUUGGGAGAUUUGGUGCCGACCUACCCAAAGAGAUGGCUGCUCUGUCGGUGGAGACCCAGAGCACCAGCUCAGAGGAGAUGGUACCCAAUUCUCCAUCUCCACCUCCCCCACCUCGUGUCUACAAGCCCUGCUUUGUGUGCCAGGACAAGUCCUCAGGGUACCACUAUGGGGUCAGCUCCUGUGAGGGCUGCAAGGGUUUCUUCCGCCGCAGUAUCCAGAAGAACAUGGUGUACACCUGCCACCGAGACAAGAACUGUCAGAUUAACAAGGUCACACGCAACCGCUGCCAGUACUGCAGGCUGCAGAAGUGCUUUGAGGUCGGCAUGUCCAAGGAAGCGGUGCGUAAUGACAGAAACAAGAAGAAGAAGGAUGUGAAGGAGGAGGUGGUGCUUCCAGAAAGCUAUGAGCUAAGUGGAGAGCUAGAGGAGUUGGUCAAUAAAGUUAGUAAAGCUCACCAAGAAACCUUCCCGUCACUUUGCCAGUUGGGCAAAUACACCACCAAUUCCAGCUCUGACCAUCGUGUCCAGCUGGAUCUGGGACUGUGGGACAAGUUCAGUGAGCUCUCCACCAAAUGCAUCAUCAAGAUUGUGGAAUUUGCCAAGCGGCUGCCGGGUUUCACCACCCUCACCAUUGCUGACCAGAUCACUCUCCUUAAAUCGGCCUGUCUGGACAUACUGAUACUGAGGAUCUGUACACGCUACACGCCAGAACAGGACACUAUGACCUUCUCAGAUGGCCUGACUCUGAAUCGGACUCAGAUGCACAAUGCUGGCUUUGGACCGCUCACAGACCUGGUGUUUGCCUUUGCAGGCCAGCUUCUACCACUGGGGAUGGACGAUACAGAAACAGGCCUCCUCAGCGCCAUCUGCCUCAUCUGUGGAGACCGUAUGGAUCUAGAAGAGCCCCAAAAAGUAGAUAAGCUGCAAGAGCCUCUGCUUGAGGCUCUUAAGAUCUACGCCCGCCGCCGCCGCCCCAACAAACCCCACAUGUUCCCUCGUAUGUUGAUGAAGAUCACUGACCUCAGGGGCAUCAGCACCAAGGGUGCAGAGAGAGCCAUCACUUUGAAGAUGGAGAUUCCAGGGCCAAUGCCUCCUUUGAUCAGGGAGAUGCUUGAGAAUCCAGAGGCCUUCGAUGACCAAACAGAAUGCAACGAGAGCCUGCCGCCUCCACCGCCGCCGCCACCUCCACCUCCAGCCCUGGUGCUAAAGCAGGAGGCCGAGGAUGAGGAUGACAGCUGGGCUACAGAAAACGGCAGCGAGCCGUCGCCAGAGGAGGAAGACGAGGAUGACGAUGACGAUGUGGGAGAUGAAGAGCGAGACAGGGGCUCAGACAGCGAUGGGGAGCCGUGGGAGGGUUUGGAUGCCAUAGAUGGGUCGAGGAAAGGCCUUGCUGGGAGGGUGCAGUGAAGACAGCAUUUCAUACAUAUAGUACACACACACACACACACACACACACACACACACACACAAAGCACAUCCUCACUCACUCUCCCACCUC
Monopterus albus (swamp eel) is the source of this 1965-nucleotide messenger RNA. RefSeq names its product retinoic acid receptor gamma a (gene rarga). The coding region runs from base 501 to 1874 and encodes 457 amino acids. The transcript has 11 exons. Gene Ontology annotation, biological process: cellular response to corticotropin-releasing hormone stimulus; regulation of transcription by RNA polymerase II; retinoic acid receptor signaling pathway. Gene Ontology annotation, molecular function: zinc ion binding; nuclear glucocorticoid receptor binding; nuclear receptor activity. Gene Ontology annotation, cellular component: nucleus; transcription regulator complex. NCBI's taxonomy places the organism in Eukaryota, Metazoa, Chordata, Actinopteri, Synbranchiformes, Synbranchidae. The record is from RefSeq and is a predicted model, not a curated record.